AUGGCUUACUACAAUCGUGCGGGCGGAUCGCAAAGGAGGGAUGAUCCCGAUCCAGACGAGAUCGAGCUGGUAAAUUUUGACGUGAGUCUAAGCUGCACUCGACUCACGGCUACCUGCUCGUGAUGGUGAAGCUGACCAUCGGAUGCCAAGCCUGCUUCAGGAAGAGUCUAGCAAGGAUGUAAUACUUUUCCUCAUCGACGCUGGCAAGCGCAUGCAGGACACUCUGGUCCCAUCCACAGCAACAGAGAACGCAGUGCCUGGCAGCAGCCUCGGUGCGGUCAAGUUGGACGAGAAUGCACCACGAGUCAGUCUGCUGCAUCGAGCCCUGGAAGGCGCAGUCAGCCUGAUGCGCAACAAGCUAGUCGCAUCACCGCGAGAUCUAGUGGGGAUCAUGCUCUAUAAUACGGAAGACACGAGCAUGGCAGAGUUGGGAAAGACAUCCAUUUACGAACACACGUACAUGGUCGAGCCGGUCGGCAUGGUCGAUAUCGGCAAUCUUGCAGGCUUGAUCGAUGAUCUCGACCUGUCAAGGGAAGACCCUACCUACUUGCGAACCCGCUACAAGCCCAUGGUCACCGAGAUGCGCAUUCAUCAUGCAUGGAUGAAUGCAGGUGCCAUCAUCAAACAAUACGCCAAGACGGGAAGCAAGCGCAUCUUUUUUGUGACGCAGAACGACGACCCUUAUGCCGGCAAGAUGAAUAGAGACGGGGUUGGAAGGCACUUGGCAGACAUGGUGCGGGAGAUGGCAAAGAGACAGGUCGAGUUCGAGCCUUUCCUGCUAGAGACGGACAAUAAACCUUUCGAUAUCAGCAAAUUCUGGGGCGUAAGUACGCACUGCGCUGAGUAAGCCUUCGUCUGAGCUCACUACGAAGCAACAUGCGCCUUUCGGUACAACAGCCCAUAUUCGCUGCAGGUUUUCAAGAUGGCAACAUGUCUGCAUCAUCCAUGUCUCGCUCGCAGACGCCGGCAGACCUUGGUCAGGGACCACGCGCGCUCAAGCUGGAAGAUCUCGAUGAACACGUCGCCAAGACUCACACUCCCAAGCGCGUCAAUUUCCGUGGUCCAAUGAAGUUCGGGAGGGGGUGCACCAUUGGCGUCAAAGGGUGAGCAGUCAUCGAGACGGGGUACCUUGGAGUCUACUGUUUGUGCUGCAACCUUGUGCCUCGCUUUACACCCACGCCUUUACAGAUAUGGGAUGGUUAAAAAGGCCGAAAAGGGAAACCCAAUCAAAGUGAUGGAGGACAAGUCAGCCGAGUCAGACGGUGGACCCAUGUCAUAUCUCGAGAUUGACGUUCGAACCGAGCAGUGGUGCAAGGUAAGCGAGUUUGAGCCACAGAGGGUUAAUGCAUGGCUGUUUACCAGGGACAUGCUACUCUUCAGGACACUGGACGCACGCUCAAUCCGUCGGAGAUUGAGACUGCCUUCAGCUUCGGAACAGACUCUUCUUUGAGAUCCAAAGUGCGCUUCAGUCCGGCUGAGGUGAAGCGGCUGAGGACCUUUGGGCAAAAGCCGGGUCAGUAGGAGUCAGAGGAUGAGUCGCUCCGCUGUCAUUCUGCUCACUCUCGACGGAUGCCACAGGCAUUGAGAUCUUGGGCUUCAAACCCAACACAGAGGACUCGCUGUCCUACCGCGACAAUAUCAAGAUCUCCUACUUUCUCUACCCCUUCGACGAGGCGUGGAGAAAUUCGAAGCGCUUCUUCAGCGCUCUGCUGAGCUCGAUGAUCAGGAAAAAUGUCAUGGCUAUUGGCAUCUUUAUGCGCGUGCAAGGUCAACAACCAGUGUUCUGCGCUAUUUUGCCACAGACCGAAGAGCGCGAGAGGGGCAUUUCGCCCGGCAUGCAUCUCAUUCCUCUGCCAUUUGCCGACGAUAUCCGGGACCUGCCCGAAAAGCAUGCUGGUGCUCUUGAGGGUGCGUAUUGCUUGUCGGCUGUCAGCAAAUCUCCCAGCUGACACAUUGUAGAGUGAUGAACUAGCUGAGCAAGCACAAGUCGAGGCGGCCAAGGCCAUUAUCAAGGCGUACAGCAAGGCGAAAGAGUUUCAGCCUGAAGACUUUCCAAAUCCUGCUCUGGCGCACCAUUACGAGGUCUUGAUCAACACGGCGCUUGGAAAACCGCUACCGGGAAGCGGUGAUAUGGUGGAUGCUACCAUUCCAAAUUACGCUGGCAUAAAAAAAGUACGUCUUCUUGCCUUGAUCGCCUAUUGGCGUUUCGGAGCGACAAAAAAAAAAAUGUCCUCACAUCUAGCUCAUUCCAAAUCAAAUCGUAUCGUGGUCCAUUAGCGCGUCGGCCCUCGCAUCGCCCAGUUCAACGACUUGAUAGGCAACGAUGGACGAACAGACGUCGUUUUUGCCCCGAGCGGCAGAGGAGGUGCCGCUGUGGCGAGCUUCUCGUCAGCAGAUCAAACCAAGCUCUUGGAGUGCCACGCCAAUGAACAGAUCGCAGCAGUAAGUAUCGCAGUUCACGCUUUGCCCAUGAAGAUCGCUCAUGCACUUGCUCUAGCUCUUGCGAACUCACCACUUGAAUAAAAUCCUUUCUUCCCUCGCCCUUCCUCAGAUGAAGGUAGACGAUCUCAAGGCUGCGCUUGAUUUCUACAGACAACCAAAGUCGGGUCGCAAAGCUGAGCUGGUGGAGAGGUUGGAGCAGUACCUCGACAAGCUGGUCGCCAAGAAACAAGGUAGCGGCUAA
Messenger RNA from Ceraceosorus bombacis, 2683 nucleotides. Lineage: Eukaryota; Fungi; Basidiomycota; Exobasidiomycetes; Ceraceosorales; Ceraceosoraceae. The record is from the annotation of a GenBank genome assembly.